Trifolium pratense (red clover) is the source of this 2424-nucleotide messenger RNA. Its product is annotated as probable fucosyltransferase 8. The transcript has 3 exons. Gene Ontology annotation, cellular component: Golgi apparatus; membrane. The coding region runs from base 348 to 2285 and encodes 645 amino acids. Lineage: Eukaryota; Viridiplantae; Streptophyta; Magnoliopsida; Fabales; Fabaceae. The record is from RefSeq and is a predicted model, not a curated record. Gene Ontology annotation, biological process: xyloglucan biosynthetic process; cell wall biogenesis. Gene Ontology annotation, molecular function: galactoside 2-alpha-L-fucosyltransferase activity.
GUCCCUUUCCAACUUGAAUAUUUGAGCUACAUUUUUUGACUCUAAUCUAUAAUUUCUUGCUAAAAAAGAAUCAUAUAUAUGUAUAUUUAACAUUUUUAUUUUCUUUAUAUCCUUCCUUAUGUACGUCAUGAGAGGGCCAUCAUCAUAAUUAUUGAAAAUAUCCUUUUCUAAAUUUGCGAAAAAUACCAAAAAUAUAUGAUUAAGAAAUAGACCCAAAAAAACACUUGUUCACAUGGUUUUUGCUUCUUGAGAAUAUAUCUUUGAUCAUAAGUCAUAUCACAUGAAUUAUCUACUUCUUGAAUUCUAAACUCUCCUCUCUAACAUUAAUUAUUUCUUCUCAAUAUACCAUGGAAAUCUUUCAAGCCACUAAGGGCAUGAUGGUACAUAGUUUCAAGAGAUUCAUCACAUCAUUCUUUGUUGUAAUUUUCAUAGCACUUCCUAUUUUUCUCAUUGUUAACUUCAUGUACUCAAACUCAAGCUUCUCUCUCUUUGAGGGGUUAACAAAAGACAAGGUGCUACUUGUUGGAGAAAGUGAAUAUGCUAACAACACUACAAAUGUUACAACCAAUAUUGGAGGAAGAAUUCAUAACAAAUCAGAUGACAACAUCAAAGGAAGCUAUAACAAUAUUGUCAACAAUAACACCAUGUCAAAGGUGCAAGGGAAAAUUGAAAAUGAUACUACAACAACAGAAGGAAGAUCAGCUACAACCAUAGGUUUGAAGAAUGAGUCAAUUACAAGUUCCACAAAUGAUUCAAAUCUACAUAAGGUGCAAGGGAAAAUUGAAAAUGGUACUACAACAACUGAAGGAAGAUCAGCUACAACCAUAGGCUUGAAGAAUGAGUCAACUAUGCAUGCUGUAAUCCAUGAUGAUUACAAAGAGAAAUUUCUUGAUGGACUUUUAGCUUCUGAAUUUGAUGAAACAUCAUGCAUAAGCAGGUUACAAUCGCAUUUAUACCGCAAAUCUUCGCCUCAUAAACCUUCUUCAUAUUUGAUAUCGAAACUACGCAACUACGAAGAAAUUCAUAGAAGAUGUGGACCUAAUAGUAAAGCUUACAACAAAAUCAUGACAAAGAUUCUUCAUUCUAAGAACAUUAAGGUUGAUGAUGCUUCAAUGUGCAAAUAUCUUAUUUGGACCCCGGCUAAUGGUUUAGGGAACCAAAUGGUUAGCAUAACUGCAACAUUUCUUUAUGCUCUUCUCACAAAUCGUACGAUGCUAGUACGAUUCAGGAAAGACAAACAAGGUCUAUUUUGUGAACCAUUUCGAAAUUCGACUUGGUUGUUAUCAGAAAAAUCUCCUUUUUGGAAUCAAGAUCAUGUUGAAACAUACCAAAGUGUGAUAGAGAAGGAAAAAGAUAAUAAAAAUUCAAAAGUGGAUUUGCCAUCAUCACUAUUUCUCAAUCUACAAUACCAAGCAAAUUUUCAUGAGAAAUUCUUUCACUGCGAUGAUAGUCAAGCUCUUCUCAUCAAAGUUCCUUUGUUGAUUUUGCAAUCAGAUCAAUAUUUUGUACCUUCUCUUUUCAUGACACCUUUUUUCAACAAGGAAGUUGAAGCAAUGUUUGACGAAAAAGACACGGUUUUUCACCAUCUCGGACGAUACCUUUUCCACCCUUCAAAUUCGGCGUGGAGACUAAUCACAAAUUUCUAUGAAGCACACUUGGCUAAAGCAGAUGAGAAAAUAGGCCUUCAAAUAAGAGUGUUUAAUCCUAUUUCAACUCCACAAGAGGUAAUUAUGAAUCUAGUUUUAAAUUGCACUAUACACAACAAAUUACUUCCAAAAGUAAUUGAUAUGAAAAAUUCAAUGUCUACUUCAAGUGACAAAAACAAGACGAUUACGAAAGCUGUUCUUGUGGCGUCUUUAUAUCCAGAAUAUGGUGAGAAUUUAAAGACGAUGUAUAUGAAUAAACCAACGGAUACCGGGGAAGUAAUAGAGGUUUAUCAACCAAGUGGUGAAGAGCAACAAAAAUUCAAUGAUAAUAAGCAUAAUAUGAAGGCUUGGGUUGAUAUGUAUCUACUAAGUUUAUCUGAUGUGUUGGUGACUACUUCUUUGUCUACAUUUGGAUAUGUUGCUCAAGGUUUGGGAAAUUUGAAGCCAUGGCUUCUAUACAAGCUUACAAAUAAUGAGACUCAUUUUCCAGCUUGUGUAAGAGAGUUUUCAAUGGAGCCUUGUUAUCAUGCUCCUCCUAAGCAUUAUUGUAGUGGAAAGCCUAUAAAAGAUUUUGCUUCGUCUUUCAUUUAUACGAGAGAAUGUAAGGAUUAUUGGCCUGGUGUAAAGUUGGUAAAUUAAUGGUUUCAAAUAUUUAGGAUUAUUCGAUGAUAGUUAGCAAGUGUGAAGCCUAAGAUUAUUUACAUAUUUAAUUACAUUGCUAAUUGUACAUUUUGAAGCCUAUUAUGAAUGAAAUAAAUGAGAUAGAUAAGUGAAGACA